Cydia amplana is the source of this 1791-nucleotide messenger RNA. Its product is annotated as zinc finger protein 121-like. Gene Ontology annotation, molecular function: RNA polymerase II cis-regulatory region sequence-specific DNA binding; DNA-binding transcription factor activity; zinc ion binding. The record is from RefSeq and is a predicted model, not a curated record. NCBI's taxonomy places the organism in Eukaryota, Metazoa, Arthropoda, Insecta, Lepidoptera, Tortricidae. The transcript has a single exon. Gene Ontology annotation, cellular component: nucleus. Gene Ontology annotation, biological process: regulation of transcription by RNA polymerase II. The coding region runs from base 115 to 1752 and encodes 545 amino acids.
AAUAGGUCAUGAAUGUCAUGUCAUGAUUAAAAGAAAAGUAAACGUCAAAUGUCGUCCAAGAAACAAAAAUAAUUUAUUAAUUUCGUCUAAUUUACGCAUUAAACCGUAAAGACUAUGGAAAACGCUCAUUGCCGACUGUGCGCCGAGUUAAAACCACUUGAUAAACUCAUCGACUUGCAAUCCGAGGCCGACAAGUGGAUUGAAAUCGUGAAGAAGCUGAAAAGGCUUAACGCAAGGACAUUAGGGUUGUUUACUGAUGAAGUGCUGCCUAAAACGGUUUGUUUCGUGUGCGUCAGCUCUUUAGACAGAGCCUUCGAGUUUAUUAUGAACGUGGAACACGCCCAGGAGAUGUUGAACACCAUAUUAGUGCGCAAUGUUAAGAAAGAGGAACUGUCUGACGAUUCAGACAGAGAGGAGGCUUUUUUGGAAGAGCAAGCGGAAUCUAUAGUGAACAGCAUUAAAGUCAAGCUUGAAAUACUUGAGUCGGAGUCGGUCGCGCUCUCUGCGCACCAAGGCGAACCGAAAAAGAAGAAGAAAACUGCGAAAUGUCGAAGCUUGGAUUCCUUACCUCUGUCUCAACUUAAACUGACGUGGAAGGACUAUUCCUGGACUUGUUCCUUCUGUGAAACGCAGUACAAGUCUGCCGAGGAGCUGAAGACACAUUCUAUGCAGUACCACCACUGCUGCAACGCUUUUAAGUGCGGCGAUUGUAACCUUAAGAAACAGAAGUUGGACAGUUUCUUAGUCCACGUUAAAAGACAUAGACGGAACCUGAAAUUGUCCUGCUACGUGUGCCACAAGAGUUUCACCAAGCAGAACCAAAUGAGUAAUCACAAAAAUGAACAUGGAACUUCAGAGUACAUCUGCAAAGGCUGCAACACUUGCUUCCCUAAUUUGGAAGAGUUAAAUGAACAUACCAGCAUUUAUUAUAGGGAGAAGAGAGCUCCUCGCAUUGUCCCACCGGAGCUGGUCAGCGAAGACCGCACUUGUGUCUUGUGUAAAAAGGAGUUUAAAAGCAAAGGGAGCUUGACGUCUCAUCUCCUGACACAUACGGAUAGGAAACGGGAUCACACCUGUGAGAAAUGCGGGAAAUGCUUCUUUAACAAGCAGAAUUUAGCCGGACACAUGCUCCUGCACGAUGAUACAAGACCGUACAAAUGCAAGAUCUGCAAGUUUGGCUUUAAAACGCUAGGCCAGUUACGGAACCAUGUUGGAGUCCAUGACGGCAACAAGCCGCACUCUUGCGAUCAGUGCGGCCGUUGUUUCCGGUUACCAAAACAGCUGAAAUCCCACCAAAUUGUACAUACGGAUGAGCUCCCUUACAUCUGCUCGUACUGCGGUAAGAGCUUCCGAUUCAAAACCAUUUUAAACCAACACAUCCGUCAGCACACGGGUAUUAAACCGUAUUCUUGUGAAUUCUGCCAACGGGACUUCACAAACUGGCCGAAUUAUAACAAACAUAUGAAACGUCGCCACGGUAUGGACAUGGCGAAAAAGAAGCACACUCCAGAAGGCUUAUACCCUAUAAACCCUGCUACUGGUGAGGUAGUUAUAACCCCGGAAACCAUGGAAACUGCAGAGUGGAAGAGGGAAAUGCUGAGAUCUCGGAGACCAGGUCGACCAAAGCAGGGCAUCGAAACCGAAGGCCAGAUGCCGAUGGAGCAGAUGCAAAUGGAACCAAUGCAGAUGGAACCGAUGCAAAUAGAGCCGAUGAAUUUCAAGAGUGAAGCCAUUGAAAGUCAGAAUCAAUAGCGGUUGGUAAGGGUGUUAGAAUUAUUAUGUUCAUGUUCA